Molecule: messenger RNA, 1180 nt
Organism: Helicoverpa zea (corn earworm)
Lineage: Eukaryota; Metazoa; Arthropoda; Insecta; Lepidoptera; Noctuidae
Product: trypsin-3-like
Exons: 1
Coding region: 254-1171 (305 amino acids)
Biological process (GO): proteolysis
Molecular function (GO): serine-type endopeptidase activity
Source: RefSeq, a predicted model, not a curated record
UUCUAUGUUAUACCUAGAAUAUUAUGCCUGUGUUAAUUGUAAAAAAAUAAUAAUGCAUCAAUAUCCCUCCAAUAAUGUUUGUCUUCAAAUGGCACUACAUGAAAUACUGGGCCAGUCUUAUCGCGUUCGUAAACAUAUAUAAAUCGUAAACAAUUUAUGUUACGAUACAUUUACGAUUGGUGAUAUUAAAAAUUAAGUGCCUUGUUCUUUAGUCCCCUCAGUUUAUUCGAGAUUGCGAAACAAAAACCGUUCCAUGCUAUUAGGACAAUGUUACAAGAAGAUGCACAAGCGAAUUGUAGUGGACACACAGGGCUCGCCUCACUGCAACCACUUACUUCAACCAGUUACGCUCAUGAAGAAGUUUAUCUCGAUAUCGAUAUUUUUACUCCUUUUCUUACCAAAAUACAGAACAGAAUCUGCGCUGCGAACGGAAAAAGGCAAAGCAGUUGAAGGGAAUCAAUACCCAUACAUAGUCAAAAUCGAAGGUAUAUUAGACGCGUCGCCGAAAAGCGCCACAAACGCAAUACAUAUCUGUUCAGCCAUAGUGGUGUCGUCGACGUGGACCAUCACGGCGGCGCACUGCGUGGCGCGCAUCUACAGCAUGAACCACGAGCAGCCCGCCAGCGCCCAGCGCUCGCCCGUGGUGCGGCUGCGGCGCGCCGACCCGCCGCCCGACGCGCCGCCCUCCGCGUCCGACAUCGUCAACAUACAGGAGGGCUACAAGCACCCCGGCUACCGGGACUUCAGCGUCGGCGGCACUCUCGACCUCAGAAACGACGUGGGCAUGCUGCGCACCGACCCAAUCGCGUUAAAGGAGUAUGCCAAGAUCUCCAGUGCAGAUUUCACUUCCAUGAUCGGAGUACAAGCGAGAACAUUCGGUUACCCGAAGAGCUCUGGCAGAGAGCACGCGGUCACGCCGGCCCGGCUGCACAGCUCGGAGGUGAUCAUCGUGGAGUGCUCCUCCGGCAACGAGAUGUACCCGGCGCUGUGCGCGGCGACGCCGUGCGGCGGGCGGGCCGCCGCGUGCGCGGGCGACGCGGGCGCGCCGCUGCUGGCCGCGCCGGGAGUCGUCGCCAUCACGGGCCGCUGCGGCGCCAGCGCGCGCGGGACCUUCGUGCCGCUCAGCCCAUACCUCACUUGGAUUUCUAGUUUUAUUCUCUAUGUUCAUUGACUACAAAUA